AGGCCAGCACUCUCUCUUUCUUUCUCUCUAUCUCUCUUGAUAUAUGUUUCUCUACCUCUCACUCACUCUCCUGUUCUCAGGUGCGUCAUCUGGCACAGUCUCCCAGUGAUCUACUUAAGGUCUGGCUCUCUCUCUCUUUCCCCUUUCUCUCUCUCUCUCUCUCUCUCUUUCUCUCUUUCCCUCUCUCGCUCCUCACUUGUGGCUGCGUCUGUGUUCACUCUGACCAGAACUGAGUCGCUCUGCAGAGACUCCUCUCGUGCUCAGGGGACUUAUGCGCUGUGAGCUUUCUGUCUUUUUUUGUACCCCCACCAAAGCUGAGGAGUAACUUGCAUUCGUCCCUCUCAUUGAGUCAAGUCCUGUGCAAUACCUGUUUCAGCCGGGCUGCCUGUCUCCGCGGCGACGCUACCCACCUCCUUCCCCAAAGGCAGAGCAGGACUGUGGAGGAUGUUUUGGAUUGUAACUUUGUAGCUCUGUUUUGGCUGAAGAUAUAUUUCCUGUGGCGCUAUAAUAGAAUCUCCGCAGGGUCUUGAUCCCCUUUAAGGAAAUUUAGCUCGUUUGUUUUUUUUGUUGAUGGAUGAACUGUUUUUAUUUGGACGUCUUCUGUUUGUUUUUUGGCCAUGAAAGUUAAAGGGAUGGCCAUGUGUCAUUUCCUACAUCAAAGUAUCUUACGAGACAGAAGGCGCAUGAAGCAUGCUGUGCAUUUUUGAAGUGAAGAUUCAUUCUUUUUUCCCCGUUACAGCACAAUCCCCUGUCAGACUGUUUGUGCGACUGACUAGUUGAUUUGGAUUGUCGGAGUCAGCGGAGUUAGUUAGUUCAUAGCACAUUGGGGCCUGCAGAGAGACUUUUGAAGAUUCAUUCUUUUUUCCCCGUUACAGCACAAUCCCCUGUCAGACUGUUUGUGCGACUGACUAGUUGAUUUGGAUUGUCGGAGUCAGCGGAGUUAGUUAGUUCAUAGCACAUUGGGGCCUGCAGAGAGACUUUCUCUUUGGUAGUUCUUUUUUACACACAGAUUUUUGAGGUGCGUGGAGUAAGAGCACUUUGACACUGGCAUGCUUUUGGAGGCCCAUCGUGCCGGGACUGUGCGCGAUGUUGCAGACGAUCUACGAGACGGAAUCCUGCUUCUCCUCCGACAGUGUCUCCAGCAGGGAACAGUCCCUGGAGCUUCUCUCCAAGGCCCGUGUGUCCACAAUGCCCAGCACCGCUGUGGACAUGAAGACGUCGUUGCCGGGUGGACUGCGUAGCCCCGUGGGUGACUCGGGGCCUGGAGGCGGCGGCGGCAGCGUCAGCGUUAGCAUUAGCAUUAGCGGCGGCGGAGGGGGCGAACGCGGCGUCAGCGCCGGCGGCGGGAACAGCAACACUAACACCAACGCCUCCAACAACGGCGGCGGCGGUGGGGGGGCGGUGGACCUGCGCACAGACCUGCGGGCGGAGGUGCGCCUGAGCGCGCUCGGCGGGAUGGACCCCGCGCUGACGGAGCAGCAGCUGCAGCACGAGCUGCUCCUCCUCAAGCAGCAGCAGGAGCUGCAGAAGCAGCUGCUCUUCGCCGAGUUCCAGAAGCAGCACGAGGUGCUCACGCGCCAACAUGAGGUGCAGCUGCAGGAGCAUCUCAAGGUUGGGCAUGUUUGUAUAUGGCAGCAGCAGGAGAUCCUGGCUGCCAAGCGUCAGCAGGAGCUGGAGCAGAAGCGUAAGCUGGAGCUGCAGCGGCACGAGGAGCUGGAGAAGCAGCGUCUGGAGCAGCAGCUCAUCAUGCUGCGCAACAAGGAGAAGGGCAAAGAGAGUGCCAUUGCCAGCACUGAGGUCAAGUUGAAGUUGCAGGAGUUCCUCCUCAGCAAAAAGGAUCCCACCCCCGGUGGACUAAACCAUUCCUUCACCCAGAAGUGCUGGGGGGGUCAGCACAGCUCCCUGGACCAGAGUUCCCCCCCUCAGACAAACACUCCUGGGACGCCGCCCUCCUACAAACUGCCCUCUCUCCUGGGUGCCUAUGAGGGCAAGGAUGAUUUCCCUCUGCGCAAGACCGCCUCUGAGCCUAAUCUGAAGGUGCGCUCGCGGUUAAAACAGAAGGUUGCCGAGCGACGCAGCAGCCCUCUGCUCAGGAGGAAAGACGGAACUGUCAUCAGCACUUUCAAGAAGAGAGCCAUUGAAAUCUCAGUGUCCUCCAUGUGCAGCAGCGCCCCUGGCUCUGGGCCCAGCUCUCCGAACAGCUCCAACACCGCCAUCGCCGAGAACGGCUCCAGCGGUUCGGUCCCCAACAUCCACGCCGAGCAGCUGCGGUCCCUUCACCAGUCUCUGAAUGCAGACGGGACGGUGAGCCCCCUGACUCUCUACACGUCCCCCUCUCUACCCAACAUCUCUCUGGGCUUGCCUGCCAACUCGCACAUCACGAAGCUUCAGGAGGCGGAGUGCCAGGCCCUCCAGUCCAUGCGUCAGGGCGGGGCUCUGACGGGGAAGUUUGUCAGCACCUCAUCUCUGCCGGUGGCGUGCCUUCCCCCACCUGACGCCGACCAGACCAACUCCCACUCCCACUCCUCGCUGCUGCAGCACGUGCUGCUGCUGGAGCAGGCGCGACAACAGAGCGCACUGCUAGCAGUGCCCAUGUACGGCCAGUCGCCGUUGGUUACGGGUGAGCGAGUGUCGAAUAACAUGCGCACGGUGAACAAGCUGCCGCGGCACCGGCCCCUGAGUCGCACCCAAUCGGCGCCACUGCCUCAGAGUCCCCAGGCCCUCCAGCAGCUCGUCAUGCAGCAGCAGCACCAGCACUUCCUGGAGAAGCAGAAACAGUACCAGCUCAACAAGCUCCUCUCCAAGGGGGCGGAGCUUCCCCGACAGCCACCCACCCACCCUGAGGAGACGGAGGAGGAGCUUACUGAGACAGCCGAGAUGCUGGAGGAAGGGCGAGGGGAGGGGCUUGAGUAUGCACGUGAGCCACGCCUCCAGAGGGACGGUUCGGGCGAAACGUCGCCCCCAUCAGAGCGCCUGCUGCCCCUGAAGGGUGAAAGCACAGAGAGUGACCUGGAGGAGGAGGACGAUGAAGAUGAGGCCAUUGAACUCAAGGAGUGCGAUGAAGAUGGCACCCCCUAUGGACAGUUUUCAGACCAGCAUCACAUUCAGCAGCUCAACGUGUUCCAGGCCUCUCUCUCCAUCACUGGCAUGCCCCACAGACCCCUGGGAAGGGCCCAGUCCUCCCCGGCCACGGCCGGUCUUAAGGGAGCCCCCAUGGCAGAAGUUCCCAUCAAGCACCUCUUCACUACAGGUCUGGUGUACGACACGCUGAUGCUGAAGCACCAGUGCAUGUGUGGCAACACCCACAUCCACCCUGAGCACGCCGGACGCAUUCAGAGCGUGUGGUCCCGGCUGCAGGAGACCGGGCUGCUCGGCCGCUGCGAGAGGAUCCGGGGCAGGAAGGCCACGCUGGAUGAGAUUCAGACGGUUCACUCAGAGUAUCACGCUCUGCUCUAUGGCACCAGCCCUCUCAACAGACAGAAGCUGGACAGCAAGAAGCUCCUAGGGCCAAUGAGUCAGAAAAUGUACGCCAUGCUGCCUUGUGGAGGUAUCGGGGUGGACAGUGAUACCGUCUGGAACGAGAUGCACUCCUCAGGGGCAGUCCGCAUGGCUGUGGGCUGCGUCAUUGAGCUGGCCUUCAAGGUUGCCGCCGGAGAGCUCAAGAAUGGUUUCGCUGUGGUCCGUCCACCUGGGCAUCAUGCAGAAGAGUCCACAGCCAUGGGGUUCUGCUUCUUCAACUCAGUGGCCAUUACUGCAAAGCUCUUGCAGCAGAAACUCGGAGUAGGAAAGAUACUCAUAGUAGACUGGGUGAGUGUUUAGUGCUCUACCUCCAUUUUGCUCCCUCUCUUUCUUUUCUCUUCUACCUCUCAUCUCACCAUCUCUUUUUCUCUCCCAAUCUCUCAGUCUAUCACCCUGCCCUUUUCGUCCUUUCAAUACCUUUUACCUCUUAUGGGAAAAGUAAAGUUCUACUUGGAAUCAUAUCCAGUCGUAUUUGAGGCUGUAGAUUUUCCAGAUGCCUAGACAUUAGCUCAUAGGA
Messenger RNA from Clupea harengus (Atlantic herring), 4036 nucleotides. It is a transcript of the gene hdac5, whose product is annotated as histone deacetylase 5. Gene Ontology annotation, molecular function: histone deacetylase activity. The transcript has 18 exons. Gene Ontology annotation, biological process: negative regulation of transcription by RNA polymerase II. The record is from RefSeq and is a predicted model, not a curated record. The coding region runs from base 1087 to 3819 and encodes 910 amino acids. NCBI's taxonomy places the organism in Eukaryota, Metazoa, Chordata, Actinopteri, Clupeiformes, Clupeidae.